AUGUCUUAUUCAACAAAUUCAAGUAUUACUGAUAUCGACUUCGAUGAUGUAUCAUCCUUCUCAUCAAUUGAUUCCUAUAAACCUGAACCAUUUACUGGUGAUUUACAUAGCAAUGGUAAUAUGGAUACAACGUUGAUAAAGAAUGAUACUAUAAUUAGACAUGACACAAGAACUACAGUUGGUAGUGCUAUCACAAAUAAUACGACAACCACUGCAACAACUAAUGCAACAACUAAUGCAACGACAGCUGCAACAGCUACUACACCUUUGAACCAAGAGAAGUCUCAAAAGUUAAAUUCAAAGAAUAGUUUAAAUACACUAGGAAAGCAAAGUUCAUAUUUUAUAGAAAGAGCAGUGACAAAUAACGCUUUAGGAGACAAUGUAGAAACUGUUGAAUCCCUUGCCGCAAAGGGGUUAGAUGGAUCUCAAAAAAUUGUUCCAGAUAUUAAUAAUCCACUAACUAUGACAAAAACAGCAGAAUUUCCUGAAGAAUAUACAAUCGAAACAGAUACGGGAUUAGUCAAAAUGAAAACUAUUGAAACUUUAAGGAGACAAACGUCAAGGAUUUCCACACAGAGAUCUCUGAAAAGUAGAACUGAAUCGAUGAAGAGUAAUAAGAGUAGCAAAUCCUUCGCUAGCAGUCUUGUGGAUAAUCCCGAUGACGGUCACUUGACUGCAGCGAAAUUGAAUAGAGCUGUAGAAAGGAACCGUAAAGAAUUGGAAAAAAUGAAGAAACGUAAAGAACAAAAGGGUAUUAAAGGAUUUUUCUCAAAGAUAUUUUGA
Messenger RNA from Arxiozyma heterogenica, 783 nucleotides. RefSeq lists its product as uncharacterized. The record is from RefSeq and is a predicted model, not a curated record. The transcript has a single exon. Lineage: Eukaryota; Fungi; Ascomycota; Saccharomycetes; Saccharomycetales; Saccharomycetaceae. Bases 1 to 783 code for a protein of 260 amino acids.